ACAGCCCGAGACCGACUCACUUAGCCACUCUCUAGUAGAAGUGGAGACAAGUUUGUGAAGCAACUCCGUUUCAUCUUUUUUUUUCUUUUUAAACCUUACCUAGUUGUGUGCUUCUUCAUAAAGUGAAGAACCGUCGUGCACUGAUCGUGUCCCGCUACGAUCACCAAUAGUUAUGGAUAGAAUGUGCGGUUUCCGUUCGGCAGGAGAUUAUCAGGAAAAGGCGGCGGUGGUUAUGUCCUCUUCGGAGAGUCUUAUGUCGUUGUCUGAUUACCAGAACUUUAUUUGUUCAUCAGCCGGAGAGAACUACGUGUUUGGAUCCGACGAGCUUUUCUCAGCAGCAACAGCAGCUUCUGCUUUGUCCUCGGAGGCGGUUUCGAUUGCUCCGCGUGUUCGAAGAGCUGAUCAGGAUAAUAACUUCAUAAAGUCUAAAAUCGCUUCUCAUCCUUUGUAUCCUCGCUUGCUUCAGACCUACAUCGAUUGCCAAAAGGUGGGAGCUCCUUUUGAGAUAGCGUGUGUGUUGGAAGAGAUUCAGCGAGAGAACGAUGUGUACAAAAGAGAUGUGGCUCCUUUAUCUUGCUAUGGAGCUGAUCCUGAGCUUGACGAGUUCAUGGAAACAUACUGCGAUAUAUUGGUUAAGUACAAAUCCGAUCUAGCGAGGCCGUUCGAUGAGGCUACCACUUUCCUGAACAAGAUCGAAACGCAACUACAGGAUCUGUGCACUGGUCCCGCUUCUGCUAGAGGCCUUUCAGAUGAUGGUGCAGUUUCAUCAGACGAGGAACUGAGAGAAGGUGAUGACGUAGCAACCCAGGACAGCCAACAAAGAAGCAAUGACCGGGAACUCAAGGACCAGCUGCUACGUAAAUUCGGUAGCCAUAUCAGUUCAUUGAAACUCGAGUUCUCCAAGAAGAAGAAAAAAGGGAAGCUACCAAGAGAAGCAAGACAAGCAUUGCUUGAUUGGUGGAAUGUUCAUUAUAAAUGGCCAUACCCAACUGAAGCUGACAAAAUAGCCCUGGCUGAAGAAACGGGUUUGGAUCAAAAACAAAUCAACAACUGGUUUAUAAACCAAAGGAAACGCCACUGGAAGCCUUCGGAAAACAUGCCGUUCGCUAUGAUGGACGAUUCUAGUGAAACAUUCUUUACCGAAGAAUGAAAAGUAACAGAAUGUGCAUUGACAUCAUGCGUUGUAUAAUUUUAUAUUACAUUGUUUUACCAAGAAAAGAGAAGCUAAAAGCUUUGGUACAUGGAGUGUCAUUGCCAUUGAAUUGAACUCCUAGAGUCCUAGGCCAAACGAAAAGAAUAUUUACGUGUACGGACGAGGGGCGAGACGACCCUGUGUAUUAAAAUAUAAAUAUAUAGUGGCAAUAUUAAUUAUGUCACAUAUCCA
This is a messenger RNA of Raphanus sativus (radish), 1384 nucleotides long. RefSeq names its product homeobox protein knotted-1-like 2. Gene Ontology annotation, biological process: regulation of DNA-templated transcription. The record is from RefSeq and is a predicted model, not a curated record. The transcript has 5 exons. Gene Ontology annotation, molecular function: DNA-binding transcription factor activity, RNA polymerase II-specific; DNA binding. NCBI's taxonomy places the organism in Eukaryota, Viridiplantae, Streptophyta, Magnoliopsida, Brassicales, Brassicaceae. Gene Ontology annotation, cellular component: nucleus. The coding region runs from base 173 to 1150 and encodes 325 amino acids.